AUGUUCUUCUUCUAUGGAUUCUUCAUGGUGAAUAACUUUGCCACGACAAUCUCAUUCGUAGUGACAUUAUACAACUAUCCUCAUAUUGAUGACCUGGAUGACGAGGGAAAGAAGAACCUAAAGAUAUGCCAAAUCAUCUCGACUGUUGGUCUGGGACUGGACGUGCUCACCCAAGUCUGGAACACAGUUCGCAAGGAAUUCUGGGUAUGCUCCAUCGUUAUUGUUCCACCAGUCUCUUUGAUGCCCGGUGAUAAAUGGGUUGAGCUCAACCAACAAAAGGGAACAUGGCCAGUGUUCAAGCUCAAAUGUUGGACGAUGUGCACGCACAACUUCCUGCUCCUGGCUUCGACUUCUUUCUACAUCCAUGUGUUGGCGCAACACGCACCGGUAGGCCAACGAAUCUCUGUCUACUUCAAGAUCAUCUCUUUGCUGAUAUCGAUGGGCAUCUUCUUCUUUAUCGAGCUGCCCAUCAAGUGCUGCAUGCACAAGACUGGCAAGGAGAUCGACAAGAAGAAGGAGAAGAUCAAGCAAAAGUUCUCAAAGAAGGAUCCAGAGACCGCUGGAGGUGAUGCUGUCGAGAUGACCACCGAGGCUUAA
Acytostelium subglobosum LB1 is the source of this 597-nucleotide messenger RNA. RefSeq lists its product as hypothetical. NCBI's taxonomy places the organism in Eukaryota, Evosea, Eumycetozoa, Acytosteliales, Acytosteliaceae. The transcript has a single exon. The record is from RefSeq and is a predicted model, not a curated record. The coding region runs from base 1 to 597 and encodes 198 amino acids.